AUCUUCCUGUCAGAAUUGUCAUGUAUAGUGUCUGGUGAAACAGAUGAUGAUGUGGACGAGCUUCUACAGAGAUAUGACAUUGAUGACUUAGAUAUAGCUGAAGAAGAAUUAUGGAUGGUUGAAGCUCCUGUUCUCCCAGGAUGUGAUACACCAGAAGAGGCAGAAGAAGAAGGAGAAGUUUCUGGUGAGGAUGAUGAUAUUAAUGUUACUGUUGCAAGUCAAGAUGGGGAAUUCCAGCUUAGAAUGUGGCCACCUGUUGCCAGUGAAAAUAAAAUUCAUGUCACAGAAGGCACUGAAAAACCAACGUCGAACAUUUGGCCCCCACCACAGGCAAAAGAUUACAUGAAAUCUGUGAAAGACCUACCAUCUAAUAUCAGAAUGAUUGUACACAAACAGACAGAAACACAAGAAGAUGAUGAUAAAGCUACACAACCAAGUACUGAAAUAGAGAGUUCUAGGACAGAACAGGAACUAAAAACUUAUCCUGUACAUCAAAGUGAUUUUGAGCGUGCAACAGGACUUGUGGAAGAUUCUAAAUCACAAGGAGCUGGUGGCCAAUUGAAACUUGUGUCUGCAGGAAAGCUAGAUGACAAUGUAGGGGCUCUACAAUUAGAACAUAGUAAGGCAUUUGUCUUUAUUUUAUACAUGUUUUCUUUGUUGAGAUAAAUAAAGAUAUAGAUGUAUACCUCUAUCUGUAAAGUUUUUAAUUUUAUUCUGUUUACUUAUGAUAAACAUUAAGAUAGACACUAGAUCACUAGAUUUCUUCAUGACUAUCUGGUUUACACCAUAUUGCUCAUGAUUGUGAAGCUAAUAUCGCAUUACCUCGUGCCAUAACACCACAUUUCCUCAUGCUUACACCACAUUUCUUUAUGCUUAUACCACAUUUCCUAGCUUACACCACAUUUCCUUAUGCUCACACCAAAUUUAUUUAUGCUUACACCACAUUUCCUUAUGCUUACACCAUAUUUCCUUAUGCUUACACCACAUUUCAUUAUGGUUACACCACAUUUCCUUAUGCUUACACCACAUUUCCUUGUACUUACACCACAUUUCCUUAUGCUGUCAGGCUUAUAUCACAUUUCCUAAUGCCUCCAAGGAUAACAUAGUAUUUUCUCAUAAUGACUGUAAGACUACCACCAUACUUUUUCAUGAAUGUAAGACUACUAAAACAUUUUCAUAUGAAUGUAAGACUUCCAAAAUAUUUUCAUAUGAAUGUAAGACUUCCAAAAUAUUAUCUCAUGAAUAUAAGACUAUCAUCAUAUAUACUCAUGACUGUAAUGCUUUCACCAUUUUAUCUCAUGACUGACACUAUGGCCAUAUUUUCUCCGGACAGUGAAGCUGGUACAUUGUAGGAUUCAACAGUGAUUAUUUAACGUAAAUUCAGCCUUCAUCACAAAUAAGCCAAGAUAGACUGAAUUAGAACUUAAUCAUUAUAAAUAAUUUCAAAUUUAUAACAGCUUUGUAAUAUGUUAAGCAAAAGUCUUAACAAUUUAUAAAAUUCUAUCCCCUUCUGUUGGAGCUUAGACAUGUCACAUUUAGUAAUGCCAUAUAUAACAGCUUAUUUUAUGUCUUAACCAGUAACUGUUUCAGUGUGUAAUGUGCAGGAGGGAUGUGAAUUUUAUCACUGGUGGAACUU
Ruditapes philippinarum (Manila clam) is the source of this 1636-nucleotide messenger RNA. RefSeq lists its product as uncharacterized. Lineage: Eukaryota; Metazoa; Mollusca; Bivalvia; Venerida; Veneridae. The record is from RefSeq and is a predicted model, not a curated record. The annotation marks the transcript as partial. The transcript is spliced from 3 exons.